Cyprinus carpio (common carp) is the source of this 3936-nucleotide messenger RNA. RefSeq lists its product as uncharacterized. Lineage: Eukaryota; Metazoa; Chordata; Actinopteri; Cypriniformes; Cyprinidae. The record is from RefSeq and is a predicted model, not a curated record.
CCAAACACCUUGUUGAAUCUAUGCCAUGAAGAGUGAAGGCAGUUCUGAAGGCAAAAGGGGGUCCAACCCAGUACUAGCAAGGUGUACCUAAUAAAGUGGCCAGUGAGUGUAGAUCAGUGAACUCGCCUUUAUGAUGUCAUGGGAGAGUCUCAGAAUGUUGAUAUGGUUUAUCCAAGAAAAUGAUUUUUUUGCCAGGCUUUUGAAAAAAAGUCUCUUAAAGAGAUGAGGAACUAAAUCUAGUGACAUAAUCACUAAAUUGGCAACAUUGGCAUAUACGCCUUAUUCACCCCGUCGCCAUUUUGAUUCGAAAACGAGAGUGUGAGGGUAAACAGGAAAAAACAACAACUAAACAUGGCUGUGUGGACUACGAACCUGUCAUAUCUUCCUCCUCUUACGCUCAAUGUUGUGGAGUCAUGGGCGGACGAAGGAUCAAAAAUUCCCAGAUCUAUCCUCCUGAAGGGUUACAGCAACUGGAUCGAGGGUUAUAUCCACGAUGUUGAAGGUGGAGCUGUCUUCAGAAAACCCAUUUAUCCGAGACACCCAAUGCACUUGUAAAGCAGGACUGGGGCACUGUAACCAUUUACUGGGACUACUAUACACACUGGCUCACUACCUAAAAAUGGAACAUAAAUCUGUACCACCAAGAACAAGUAAAACCUCUUUGCCUCAAACAUGGCAUGUGCCAUCAAGAACAUUAGGACUAAAGCCAAAGCCAAUCAGCACAGUAUCGGUUUCCAAAGUAAAACCACCAAAUAGUAGCACCCUUAGAGUAAACCGCACAAGUGAGGGAAUUCUCCCAAAUGUUUACUGCCUAGUCCCUGUCCCAUUGCCCUGUGGUGAAUUUGAAGAGAAUCUGAGGAACCUAAAAGCAUCAGGCAGCAGAAGCCACAUGUUUAAAUUAUUAACCGCCAGUAACCAACAAAAAAAACUUGUCACCACAGAGUUCGGCAACUUACCUUUAGGGUCUAUUUUAUCCUACCAGUUACCCCAGCAGACUGUGUCCUUUGAAGAGCACCCUACACUGCCUCUUCCUACACAACCAUGCUCCUACGCAACUGUAUUAAACCAGGAAUAACAUGAUUUCUAUGGAGGUCUGAUAAUUACACCAGAAGAUUCACUACACCUGGAAAGUGGAACCAGGGACCAAAGCAGCAUCACUUGGCAUCGGCUACGCGCAGAGAGCAUCACAUCAACAUCUUUUAAGCGGGUCUGUUCUAGAGUUAAAGACUUUGAAAAGUUAGCUGCUGACAUGACUGCAAAACAAGCCAUUCAGACCAAAGCUAUGAAAAGAGGCAUACAACUUGAGCCUGUUGCUGCUGCAGAAUAUGAAAAACUCACUGGAAACAAAUUGUUCCCUUUCGAUACUUCACUCAUACUGCGUAUGGGGAAAAGCUCCUUUUUCCUCGAUACUGAAGCCUUUUUCAAAAACGCAGUGCAACUGCACUGCCAUUGGUUUAAUAUGUAAACUUUUUUAAACCAAUGACAGCGCUGCGUAGCUGCGCGAGCCUGUGGCGAUGCAGUGCGCCAAAUGGCUAUAUAAGCAGGCAAAUCGCCAGAGGAAAUCAGAUCUUACUCCUUCAGCGACGACUUCACGUCGCUGGAUCUUUGCUGAACGCCUUCGCCUGGAACGAGCUCUCGCCAUCGAAGAGGCACGGCAGCGGACCAGCUGAGACCGCCGACCGCCUGCAGCGCCGGCGUUCUCGCAGACAGCCGCUCUUAGCGCCGAUCUCGGGCCGCCCGCUUCCCGCUUCCGGCCGCUUCUCAUCGAUCUCCUGCCGCCAUCCAGCGAUCACAAAAGAGCUUUUUCCAGCGGUUUUCACCGCUCUUAAAGAGCGUUUCUAACGCCGUUUUAAUGCCGGCGGCCAAGCCGCGCCACAGCUGUGGCACAUGCAGAGCCCCUCUGCAUGAUGAUGACGGCCAUGGUGAGUGUGUUUUCUGCCUGGGUAAACCCCACGCUGAGGCUGCACUCACUGAGACCUCAUGCUGCUUUUGUGAGAGCAUGAGUCUCGCCUCUCUGCGCUCGCGGAUCGCUUUCUUUAAUGAAAGCGAUCCCGCCCCUCGCGCCCCCCGUCUUUUUCCUCCCGCGAGCCGGCCAGGAAAAGACAGCGGGGAAGAGGGGCUCAGAGCCCGGAUUUGGGUGAGCACCCGCACCUGCGUGCCUCAUCCUCGCCAAUGAGAGAGCCGUCCCCUGUCCUCUUCUCACGCCCUGAGCAGCGUCCCUCGGCUGAAGCGAGCGACCUUGUCUCUUUUGGCGGAUCGGAGGACGAGCCGCUUGACGACUCCAUGUCACUCGCGGCUUCUGAAACAGAAGACUGGGCCGGUGAUUCUGACCCCGCCCACUUGCCGUCACUAGAGCCCAUCGACGCCAAAGCUGGGAUGGAUGCCGAGCUUCUCCGCAUCCUCUUCAAGGCCGUUGAGGAACUCCAUCUGGAGUGGGCCCCCCCUGAAGAGCCGACACGCGGCAGGCUGGAUGAGUGGUACCUGCCAGGACCCCAACAGGCACCCCGCCAGCGCUCUGCCCCAUUCUUCCCUGAGGUUCAUGAUGAGCUGACGAAGUCAUGGCGCACCCCCUACUCGGCCCGCCUACGCACUUCCUCUGCAGCUCUCAGCUCAGUAGACGGCUCUCAGGAGAAGGGCUAUGAGCAAUUGCCAGCCCUGGACGAGGCCGUGGCUGCUCACCUCUGCUCCCCCGCGGCUGUGGGGUGGAAAAGCAAGAGAGCCCUUCCUUCCAAGCCCUGCAGGACGACCUCUGCCAUGGCUGGCAGAGCCUACACUUCUGCGGGCCAAGCCGUUUCAGCACUACACGCCAUGGCCAUAUUGCAAGUGUUCCAGGCAAAGCUUCUCCGUUCCCUGGAUGAGUCUAGCCCUAGUGAACCUGCUUUUCGCGACCUCCGCAGCGCCACAGAUUUGGCCCUGCGCGCCACGAAAGCCACGGCCCAGGCCAUCGGACGAUCCAUGGCCAACCUGGUUGUGCUGGAGCGCCACCUCUGGCUCAACCUAACAGAGAUUAAUGAGAGCGACAAAGUGGCCUUUCUCGAUGCCCCAGUCUCUCCAUCCGGUCUCUUCGGGCCAGCCGUAGAAGGGUUUACAGAGCGCUUCACUGCAGCACAGAAGUCGUCCCAGGCCAUGCGACACUUCCUGCCCAAGCGCUCCACCACUGCCCCGAGUCGCCCCAGGACUGCGCCGACUCAGCACCAGAGCAAACCUGUCCCUUCUACCCCCCAGGCGGCGCCUUCUAAGGAGCAGCACCCAGCUCGCCCCACUAAGCGCGCUAAACCGCCUAGAUGUCAGGGCCCCCGGCAAAGGAUUGUGCUGUACAAGACGCCCUCUAAAUCCUCCUGAACGUUGGGGAAGAAAGAGGAAGGGGCAAAGUCCCGCCACGGCCGGACCACCCCAGAAGCUCUCUCGCCUGCCUGCUAUGCGACCUGGGCCCACCGUUGUUGCGUCCACGCAAAGCGACAUUGUUAUGGCAAACACAAUAAAUAUUUCACAUUUUCAAAAAGAGAGCAGUUUUCCCUCUUCCACACUCGUCAGUGUUCAGGCCCCUAAUCAGCGGCCUGCCAUCCGACACUAUCCAGCCUCUUGUCACGCGGGCCGAGGCCUGGCAGGCCAUCCCCGGAGUGUUCAAGUGGGUGUUGGGGAUAAUAAAACAUGGCUACUCACUGCAGUUCGCCCGAAGACCCCCGGGUUUUCGCGGGGUGAUUCCCACCAUGGUAGAGCCGGACGACGCUCAGGUCCUCCGCACCGAAGUGAUGACGCUGUUAAGGAAGGGAGCCAUAGAGAUGAAGAAAGCGGAUCGGGGUUCUACAGCCGUUAUUUCCUUGUCCCCAAGAAAGAUGGUGGUCUCAGACCCAUCUUAGACUUCAGACACCUGAACCUCUCCCUCAUGAAACGGAAGUUCAGGAUGUUGACAUUGAAGCAGAUCCUCACGCAGAU